AAUUUUUCCUUCGUAUUGACGGGAUGCACGGUCAGCCAUCCCCAUCACGAGUUACAACGGACUGGGACACUUUAGAAGACUGUCAGCCCAUUUCCGAGCUUACUGAGGAUCCUGCCGACCAUCAUCAUCCACCAAUCCUUUACCCAUUCGGCAUCCUUGCAGCUGGACCCAGAACUCAUCAUCAUCAUCAUCAUCAUCAUCAUCACCUUUAUCAGUUACUGCUCAGCACUGACCGUAUUCCGCAUUCCUCCCAGGCUAUACGACCGAAUUAGUAAAAGCGUCUACAUAAUAAGGUGUCUACGCCAAGGUCACCAAGCCAGUGAAGAGUGGAAACCAAGUCAAUAGUCCGGCCAUGCUCCAUGCAAAGAUGGGGAUAAGUCCAUUUCGAGCUGCCUUCUUAGGUUAUCGGUCGACAGCGGCAGGAGUUCUCAAUUGAAAGUAUAAGCAGUCGCGACCCUCCAGGGGAUAUA
Messenger RNA from Aspergillus eucalypticola CBS 122712, 470 nucleotides. RefSeq lists its product as uncharacterized. The transcript has a single exon. Bases 24 to 272 code for a protein of 82 amino acids. The record is from RefSeq and is a predicted model, not a curated record. Lineage: Eukaryota; Fungi; Ascomycota; Eurotiomycetes; Eurotiales; Aspergillaceae.